Messenger RNA from Verticillium nonalfalfae, 1242 nucleotides. RefSeq lists its product as uncharacterized. Gene Ontology annotation, molecular function: ATP-dependent diacylglycerol kinase activity. The transcript has a single exon. Gene Ontology annotation, biological process: phosphatidic acid biosynthetic process. Bases 1 to 1242 code for a protein of 413 amino acids. Gene Ontology annotation, cellular component: endoplasmic reticulum membrane. The record is from RefSeq and is a predicted model, not a curated record. Lineage: Eukaryota; Fungi; Ascomycota; Sordariomycetes; Glomerellales; Plectosphaerellaceae.
AUGGCCUCGCGAGGCAAGAACGCCGCCACGCCGGCCACGCCCCGCGUCAUCUCUCCGAGUCCGACCCCGUCCGAAAUAGCAGAUCCCUUCUCCUCCCAAGAUGGCUAUGCCGGCCCGACCACGCGCUCCGCCGCCCGGAAACGCCGGGCCACCCCGCAACCUGUCAACGAGAACAUUGACGAGGAGGACGACUCGGACCCCAGCCUGCGGAGAGCACGCACACGAAGCCGCUCACCCAUCGACAUGCGUCGCGUCAAGCCUCUGACCUCAACGUCAUCGUCCUUGUCCGCCAAGACGAAAUCGCCCGUCGUACCGAGCGAGCCUAUUGUCAAAGAUGGCACGAGCGGUGGCAGCGGCAGCAGCAGCAGCAACGGCAAGGCCAAGACAAAGGUGCCCCAGACGAACGGCCAUCUCGCCGUGCCCUCGGCAGCGCCUACCGGCUGGAGCUGGCGCGAUUUCAGCCGGAGCCCGAGUCCCCUAGGCCUCAUCCCCAUUCACCGAAAGUGGCGGACAUUCGUCCACAAGCACGAGGUGCCUCGCAAGAUCCUCCACGUCUCCAUCGGCGCCGUCACCCUGUGGCUCUACAUCACGGGCGUCCACACGCGCUCCGUCGCCCCCUGGCUCAUGACCUUCCUCGUCCCCAUUGCCGCCACCGACAUUCUGCGCCACAAUGUCGCCGCCUUCAACAGCUUCUACGUUUCCAUCCUCGGUGCCCUGAUGCGCGAGAGCGAGUACGCCGGCUACAAUGGCGUCAUCUGGUACAUGCUCGGCGCCUGGCUCGCCUGCUACGCCUUCCCCAAGGACGUCGCCGUCAUGGCCGUCCUGCUGCUGAGCUGGUGCGACACGGCCGCCAGCACCUUUGGCCGUCUCUGGGGCCGCUACACGCCGCGCAUCCGCCGCGGCAAGUCCCUCGCCGGCUCGCUCGCCGCCUUCCUCGUCGGCGUCGGCUCCUCCGCCUUCUUCUGGGGCUGGUUCGUCCGCUUCUUCGGCCCCCAGCCCGGCGACGAGGGCUUCAUGUUCCAGGGCUCCCUGCGCCUGCCGCAAGCUGCCGCCGAGGCCGUCGGCCUCACGAGCGAACAGGCCACCGUGGCAGGUCCGCUGGCCCUUGGCGUCGUCAGCCUGUGGAGCGGCUUUGUGGCCGCUGCCAGCGAGGUCGUCGACGUCUUUGGGUGGGAUGACAACCUUACGAUUCCCGUGCUCAGCGCCGCCGGCAUCUGGGGCUUCCUCAAGGUGUUCGGCUAG